Molecule: messenger RNA, 5224 nt
Organism: Equus quagga
Lineage: Eukaryota; Metazoa; Chordata; Mammalia; Perissodactyla; Equidae
Gene: EFHC2
Product: EF-hand domain containing 2
Exons: 16
Coding region: 172-2682 (836 amino acids)
Biological process (GO): regulation of neuron projection development
Cellular component (GO): microtubule
Source: RefSeq, a predicted model, not a curated record
GCUGGUAGGGGGCAGGUGAGAGUUCCUUCAAGUUUGAUCCUAAACUUUAAGGAGAGAAGCACCCAAACUAGGAGUUUUUUUCUUUAUUUUGGAUUGGGAAGGGUUCAUUUCAAAACAAGAUGAAGGUACAAAACAACACAAAAAACCCUGAGCAGGAAAGAACUUUUGCCCAUGAAUAGCACCUUAUUUAAACAACAGCGGAAAAAUGAUUCAGCUUUUGUUUGCGCUGGUCACUACUCUUUACUUGGAUCGUCACGUGUCUGUAGGAAGAAGGUGGGAAAGGAGAAGUUCCACAAACCUCAACAUUGGGGCUUUUGCAACAAUGUUAGGAUGUUGAUGAAUGAAGAUAAACCCGGAAUAGGUGGAGAACUGUGUCUCAGGCAAAAGAGGAAGCCUAAAUACAGUGCAUUUCUUAAAGAAAUGGGAAUUGACGCACCCCCCUGGGUAGCUUUUGAUAAACAGGUAUUAUCUUUUGAUGCCUAUUUAGAAGAUGAAGUGCCUGAAAAAAGUCAAGAAAACUAUAGAAUAAGACGCUAUAAAAUCUACUUCUACCUUGAAGAUGACACAAUUCAAGUAAAUGAACCAGGGGUGAGAAAUAGUGGACUGCCUCAAGGAACUUUUAUCCGGCGUCAUCACAUUCCUCUCCCACCUCCUGAUGAGGAUCAGUUUUAUACUGUGUAUCAUUUCAAUAUCAACAUAGACAUUGUCUUUUAUGGCUGGAAAUUCAAGAUUUAUGAUUGUGAUACAUUCACAAAAAUCGUUUUGAAGAAUAUGGGAGUCAAAUUAAACGCCCCAGGACAGUGUCCAGAAGAUCCUUACUUGAAGAUGCGGAGAGAGAAGCUAGACUUCGUGAAGCCCUUACGUCCCUAUGAGUCCUUUGACACCCUGAAACAGUUCCUCAACUAUGAUAGGAAGGUUUUGCGUUUUUUCUGCCUGUGGGAUGACUCAACCUCGUUGUUCGGGGACCGUAGAGAGCUCAUCUUGCAUUACUUUCUGUCUGAUGAUACUAUUGAAAUCAAAGAAGUGUUGCCACACAACUCAGGUUGGAAUGCUAUGCCGUUUUUCCUCCAGAGGGGAAAGCUACCAAAGUAUGGCCCACCUGGAGUCUAUCAACCAGGCGAGAUAACAGAUCGAAUAGUUCUCAAUGUAUAUGGUGGCUUGGUAGAGAACCGAGUGGACGGCUACCUGUUGGAUAAAUACAAGCUAGGAAAAGUACACCAAGAGUUUUACAAAGAUAGUGACCUGUCCAUAGGAACCACCAUCAAUGUGUGGGGAAGAAAAGUGCUCCUUUGCGACUGUGAUGAAUUUACAAAGUCUUAUUAUAAGACUGAAUAUGGAAUUGGAAAGAUCCUGGCAUCUUGUUUGCUCUUUCUAGUAGGACAAACACAAGUGACUUGGAUCUAUUGGGCCAAUGUGUUAUUUGGUCUGGAGAGCACACUUGCUUCUCAGAGAUUGUACAGCCUCACCAAGGAAUGCCUAAAGCAUCUAGGCUGUUGCAGAUACGUCCCCAGCUCUCUCUCCAUCUCUCCUUCCUCACAGAUGAUAAAGAACUUCACUUCAAUUGACUGCAAGCCCCCACCUCCUCCAAAAAUAGAAAGGAAAUUUCCACCUUAUACUGGCUUUGGUUCUGAAGAGGACUCUCUGCGCUCCUGCAUAGGCCUUGUGCCCACACCUCACCGGAAGAACUUCAGGAAGUGGAUGGAAAAAGACAGCUAUGGCUACAUAAGCAAUACUCUCCGUUUUUUUGCGAAACUAAUUACACAUGAUUGUGCCGACGUGGACAGGCUGUUUGUUAUUUCAUAUUUUCUCAGUGAUGACACACUUUCAGUGUUUGAACCUAUAGAGAGGAAUUCAGGGCUUACUGGUGGGAUGUUCUUGAAAAGAAUUCGUGUUAAGAGGCCUGGACAAGAAGUCUUUAAAAGUGAACUGUCGGAAUAUAUCAAGGCUGAGGAGCUGUAUGUUGGAGCCAGAGUGAACGUGAAUGGCUACCUAUUUCUUUUGCUCAAUGCUGAUGAGUACACCUUAAACUACAUGGAGAAGCAUUCAGAUAAGUUUCCUAUGAGCAGCAUUGAACCUGCCUUACAAAAGCUGAAAAAACAAGAAUCAAAAGCCAAAGAGCUCAGGAACGUAUUUAUAGCUGCUGACGAUGAGCAAAGAAAGAUGGUGGAUUAUAAUACAUUCAGAGAUAUACUGAUGACUCUAACUGUUGGGGAGCUCACAGACCAUGAAGUUAUAACCAUUGCGCGUCACUACCGCGUGCCCGAGGACGCUUAUGAAGAUGUGAAUGUCCUACUUGCACUGGCCCAUGAACGGUUCAAGAGAAAUACUUUUGAGAAUUUCGAAAGACUCAUUGCUAACUGUGUAUACCAAGAUCGAGAAAAUAAAAAAGUAUUACCCACCAAAGACAUCAGAAGGCUGUGCAAGUCCUCCAGGUUACCUUUGACUCACGAUCUGCUGGUAUCCUUACUGUCCAAGUUUGAAGACAGUGAAGGACAAAUAAAUUAUGAGUCAUUUUUCUGUGCCCUGAACUGGAGAAUAAAUCCGGUGCCUGAAUUGGAACCAAGAUCGUACCUUAAAGAGAGAUGUGAAGAUGAGUGGCUCGGGAUGCCAUCACCUAUUCCUGUAAAAUACAUUAACUAUGUAAAACUUUUAAAGGAGGUAUUUGGCUUAGAGGAGGAGUAACCAUGCCAGCUUGGGUCAGCUCCCUUUGAUUCCUGCUCUAAUUUUGCCAAGUUUAUUUCAGUGGAUAUAAUUUCAUUAAAAACAGAAAAGAAACAAGGCUCAUGUUGAAUUGAAAUCCACAGACCACAAUUUAUCUCCUUUUGUCAUUUUAGUUUUUCAGAACAUCAUAUCAUAUUGCUGAUAUACCAGCACUAUUAAAAAUACCAUUUAAAGAAACAUCGAACAUUUUUAUUAUAUGUAUGAUUUAUUAAUACCAGGGAAUCUCAUGUUAAUUUUCUGUCCAACAUAAUUUGAUUCCUUAUGACACAAAAAGAAAAUGACUUUUGACAACUAUACAUGACAAUAUAAAAUUAAAUUAUAUCAGAGCGUAAGUUGUGAUUCUAUUAAACGUUUUUUUCAAAUUUUUUGACACAUCUUUGUUACUUAUAUGGUUAAACUUUGUAGCAACUCACCUUAUCAGAAUAAUCCUUAAGCCUCUCUAGAGUGAAGGUAUAUAUUUUCUGAAAUUAGCAAAUCUAUGAGAGGAAAAGGACCCCCCACCCACAACACACACACAAAUUUGAGGGAGAAAUUGAAACAUAUGCAAUGUUUAUAUUUUUAAUGCCCUUUUUAUACCUAAAGUUAGCUUGUUAACUUAGGAAUAUGUGCAUAUGUAUAUAAUUAUAGUAUGACCAAAAAUGUAUUAUGUCUAAAAUAUUUAGGGAUGCAAAUGCUGAAGAUUUUGUGAGAUCUUUUUUGGUUCAUUCUCCACACACACAUACCACCCACCCCAGAGUUUUAAAUAUUCUAAGACUACAACAUGUUUCCCUCCUGCAUUUCUCUAGUUCUAUUUUUAUUUUUCUUCUAGGCCUAUACAUUAUGAGUCUCAGCAGAACUUUUGUCAUGUAGUAUAUAUUUGAUUAAAACUCAACCAUGGACCCCUGGGAAUUCAGUGUGAGAAGUUUGUCCCAAUCUACCCCAUUCUUCAGUGUUGAAUGCUGUGUAUCGUAAAUCCGGUUGCCUGGUGUUCUCAGGGACAAUGGAAGCCUAUGGAGAAGGGACUUUGACAUUUACCUUUCGGGGACUGCUCUGAGGAGAACUGAUGACAUCUCAUGGGCCCUUUCUAUCUCAUUAUUCUUUCACUCCACAUCUGAGGCAUCUUGCCUAGAAAUGAGCCGGCUUCUUGGCACUCAGAUGUACCACUUUGCUCGACAACAAUGGCUUUUUCACUUUUUAAAAUUGAAGUUAAUCAAUAAACUAUGUCUAUAUAUAAAGCUAGGAUAAUUUUACAUGUGCCAUUGUUAGAGUAGACCCCAUAGGACUUCCCAAUAAACUGAAAUACUCAAUUUAUAUACUAGAGCCAUUUACCCAUAAAAUCUAUUUUUGACUUCUUGAUUUUUGUCCCAGGUUUUUUUUUAAAAGACAACUGACAGUGCCAAGCCAUUUUGUCACUUUAAGAUUUUCCAUUCCCCUGAGAGCAAGCUUUUAGAGGGAUGACACUUUCCUGGAACUUUUUAGGCUGACACAUUUGUCACUUACCUAUUCAACUCUUCAGUCAGUUGUCUUUUCUUCAAGAUUUUAAAUAUAUAGAUAAUUCAGCCCUCAUACAGGCUUGCAAUAGAGUUCAUUUGAGAAGUGGGAGGAGAAAAGGAAAGGAAGCAAACCAAUGAUGUGCUUCAGAGUUUGUAGGAUGACAACUGCUCGUUCUAUUGCAUAGAUGUGUGUCACUGCCCUGGUUAUUCGCAGUUCAAGCCCAUAAUUAGCAAUUAAAUGGCCAUUAUAGGAAUCAUGCCGAUAGACAUGAUACAUUGCAGCCAUACAGACACUUUAAAUAAUUAUUUUUAUAACUAAGCCAUAUACUGAAGGAGAUUUAUAAUUUAGAGAUAAUAUCCCCAUUAGUAAAUUUUAUGACCCAAUAAACAGCUCCUACUAGUUAAUAAAUGCCAAAGCCAUAAAAACAAAGACUAUUAAUGUAAUAGAAUUUUUGUACCUCCCUCUUUUGCUGGUGGUCUCAAGGCACUGAAGGGAAAUGCUAUCUUAGGAAAAACAUUUAUUCUCGUUAUGUAAAUAUCAAUGAAUUGUCUUACAGUCCAUCUGGAAGUCUCCCAGCCCAACCCCCUUGGUCCCAGGUGGUCCCGAAAUGCUGAUGCGUUCUGCUUAGGUUUCAAACAGUAGAUAACUCUGGUUUUUAGCAGAAACAAACCCUGUGACUCAAAUCUUUCAGGGAGGUAGAGAAGACAGCUGGAAUUUCUGCUGCUUCUCUUCCCUCUGAAAAAGAGAAGUCUCAACUAUUGCUAUUAUUCCAGAGUAAUAAGUUUUAGAAGUUUCACAACUUUUGCAUAUAGUUAUAUUUUUAGCUGCUAACAUUUUCUCAUUUUGAUGGAAAAGCAAGUGCCGCCUGUGGAUGUCUGGGUGAGCUGAAGGUUAAUAUAGGCAAACCUUUUGUGCUGAGAACGAAUUGUUUUUUGGUAUUCCUGGAAUCGUGGGAAUGAUUGAUAAAGUCAUUUGAAAACCCGAAUCAAAUCCUGUCUUUUCAUAAAUUGAUUAAAAGCUGCUAAGUUUA